Eupeodes corollae is the source of this 2505-nucleotide messenger RNA. RefSeq names its product ribosome biogenesis protein SPATA5. The record is from RefSeq and is a predicted model, not a curated record. Gene Ontology annotation, cellular component: cytoplasm. Gene Ontology annotation, molecular function: ATP hydrolysis activity; ATP binding. The coding region runs from base 78 to 2453 and encodes 791 amino acids. The transcript is spliced from 3 exons. NCBI's taxonomy places the organism in Eukaryota, Metazoa, Arthropoda, Insecta, Diptera, Syrphidae.
GAAAUCAACAACCAACCUCAAAAAACAUUGGACAAAUAAUUGAAUUGGAACAUUUGUUAAUAAAUCGAAAGUAAAAAAUGCCUCCAAAAUCAUCAAAUAAGAAAACUCAAAUAUCAUGGUUCUCAUGCGAUAAGUGUCAAAGAACAAUUAUUUCGAAGGACCGCGACAAUCAUGAACAAAAUUGCUCCACUCAAGAUACAGCCGGCUGCUUAGCUUAUGAUUACAUUCAAGACCAUCGCCUCGUUACCAUGAAUUUCACUAAAAGAUCUUUUGCCAUCGAUGAAUUAAAUGAAACCUCACCGAAAUAUGUAAAUAAUUUGGUUUUUAUCAGUGAAAGUGCCAUGAAGUUAUGUGAAUUCAGGAUAGGACAGCCGGUAGUUAUUCGAUCAAGGUCGAAUGAAGACCUUGCACCGAUAGUGCGUUAUGUUUGGCCAGUUUCGGAGAAAUUUCUUUCCACCGUAUUUUUCAGUAUAGAAGAUUACGAAACAUAUUGGCAAAGCUACAUAAACACCCCGAUUAGCCUUGAAAAACUGUCCUACAACGCAAAACCAGCUAAACAAGUAACCCUUAAAUCAAAAAAUGAUGAAGAACUUCAUAAUCUGUCCUUACCCGAUGUCAAGCUCAUGCUCAAGAAGCAAAUAAAAGAUUUGAUAUUAACCAGCGGCAGCAAGGUUGUCCUUAAUUUUUACAACAAGCGUCUAGAGUUUGUUGUAAGUUCACAGAACUCUUCCAUUACCGACACAGACAUAACCUUAGAGUCUGAACUUGAAAGACUUAGCCUGAAAGACAAAUUCUUCACGGUUGUCAACUCAACAGCAGUUGAAAUAGAAUCAAAAGAAGCAAUUUCAGCUUCAAUUGAUGAUACCCCAACCCCUCAAGGUGUUAAAAUUGAAGACAUUGGUGGAUUACGAGAACAGAUGCUUAAAGUCGAAGAAACAAUGCGUAUUGCUCUGGGACUAACUAAAUUACCAAAUGGUGUAAAAGUAUCUCGAGGACUUCUUUUGUAUGGCCCUUCAGGAUGUGGUAAGAGUAUGAUUUGCCAAGCUAUAUCCAACUUGUCUACAGCUCAUGUUAUCCGAAUAAAUACCAGUGAAUUGUUUAGCAAAUUCCUGGGAGAAACCGAAAAGAAUCUAACCCAACAGAUUGAGGUAGGAUUUCGUAACUAUCCUCAACCAACUCUGAUCAUAGUCGAGGACAUUGAAAACCUUUGUCCCAAACAAGAAGUCAAUGAAACUGUUAAAAGAGUUUCUGUGGCUUUCCUCUCGAUUCUUGAUAGUUUUAAUGUUCGACAGGACGCGACACGUCUCUUUGUUCUCGCCACCACCACAAACAUUGAAAAUCUAAACGUUGGAGUACGACGAUGUGGCCGUUUGGAUUGUGAGGUGGAAGUUCCAGCUCCCUCUCCACAGGCUCGCUUGGAAAUACUUCAAUGUCACCUCGCCAAUAUAGACCAUGAUCUGAAGGACGAUUUCGUUGUUGAAGUAGCAAAUGUGUGUCAUGGUUUUGUUGGUUCGGAUCUUUCGAACCUAAUCUACACUGCCUCGCUGGCUGCUGUGAAGAAUGGACGCACUAGAAUGCAAUUGGACGACAUAAAUGAUGCCCUAAGUCAUGUAAAACCAAGUGCCAUGCGAGAAGUUCUCAUUGAGAACCCCAACGUCAAAUGGGAAGACAUCGGCGGACAGGAUGAACUCAAACAUAAACUUAAACAAGCCAUUGAAUGGCCUCUACUCUAUCCAGAGAAAUUCACGCGUCUGGGCAUCAAACCUCCUCGGGGUAUUCUUAUGUUUGGCCCUCCGGGUUGUUCAAAGACUUUGAUCGCAAAGGCAUUGGCCACCGAGAGCAAGGUGAACUUCCUCUCCAUCAAAGGUCCCGAACUAUUCUCCAUGUGGGUGGGAGAAUCAGAACGAGCUGUGCGUGAGGUGUUUCGCAAGGCCCGUCAGGUUGCCCCAUCGAUAAUUUUCUUCGACGAAAUCGAUGCCAUCGGAGGAGAACGGAGCUCCGAAGGUGGUGGAACAUCGGUGAAGGAACGCGUCUUAACACAGCUUCUCACCGAAUUGGAUGGUGUGAAUAUUUUAAAAGAUGUCACAAUCGUCGCUGCCACAAAUAGGCCUGACAUGAUCGAUAAGGCUUUAUUGAGACCUGGACGUAUAGAUAGGAUUGUUUAUGUUGGUUUGCCGGAUGCCAAAUCCCGACGAGAAAUACUUAAGAUCAAGCUCAGAAAAAUGCCUCUAGCCGAUGAUGUUGAUUUGGAUGAACUUGUCAAACGAACUGAGGGUUAUUCGGGGGCAGAAAUUCAAGCUGUUUGUCAUGAAGCUGCCUUAAAGUCACUCGAAGACGAUUUUGAUGCUCAGUUCAUAAGUUGGAAAGAGUUCGAAUACACCCUAAAAACUGUCCAACCAAGAACUAGUCCGGAGCUGUUGAAGUUGUACGACGAUUACUUGAAACAAAGUUAGAUCUUUUUUUACAGAAAUAAAAGUUUUAUAAAUAAAAUAAGAAAUUUAUUUA